AUGUCGCAUACUAAUCCAGGCAUCCCGCUUCUAAAAGAUCUCACAACCGAAAACAUUACCGAAAAUGUCGUGGCUAUCAACUCUGACUGCCAAGAUCCACGAACACGCUUUCUUUUUGAGAGGCUAGUUCAUCACCUCCAUGACUUUGCGCAUUCAAUUGAUCACCCCAAGCCACCUACGUCUACCGAGGGUACUGUUCUUGGCCCCUUCCAUGCACACGGGGCUGAGAAUGUUGCUUCCGGAGACACUAUUUUUCAUGAUCCUGAUGGAGAACCACUCUUGGUUGUGUGUACGGUACGAGACUCACAGGGUAACCCACUAGAAGAUGUCGAGGUUGAUAUCUGGGAGACCGACUCCAAGGGUUUCUAUGAUGUGCAGUAUGCAGACCGGGAAGGCUUCGAUAACAGAGCUAUACUACACAGCGACAGUGAAGGGAACUUCGAUUUCAAGGCCAUUGUGCCUGUCCCUUAUCCAAUCCCGGGCGAUGGGCCUGUCGGAGAUCUUCUGAAGGCUCUGAACCGACAUGUCUACCGCCCAAGCCACAUGCACUUCAAAUUCAAGAAGGCAGGAUAUGACCCUCUAAUAACGGCACUUUACAUUCGUGGAGACCCGUAUGAGACCUCUGAUGCCGUCUUUGGUGUCAAGGAGUCUCUCAUUGUUGAUCUGGGAACUGUCUCUGAGGUGUCAGGAUUCUCUGAGAGGUAUGGAGUACCAGGAACCACGAAGCUACUGAGAUAUGACUUUUCGCUCGUUUCGGGAGCCGAGGUUGGGGCGUUACGGCAUGAGAAGGCAGUAAAGUCGGCUAUUAAGCUUGACAAUGAUGUUAAAGUAGUUGAUGGUACAAUCACCUAUUGA
Messenger RNA from Fusarium redolens, 855 nucleotides. Its product is annotated as Intradiol ring-cleavage dioxygenase. Gene Ontology annotation, molecular function: ferric iron binding; oxidoreductase activity, acting on single donors with incorporation of molecular oxygen, incorporation of two atoms of oxygen. Bases 1 to 855 code for a protein of 284 amino acids. The record is from RefSeq and is a predicted model, not a curated record. The transcript has 3 exons. Lineage: Eukaryota; Fungi; Ascomycota; Sordariomycetes; Hypocreales; Nectriaceae.